GGUUCCACCAGAAGCCACGCCCUGAACCCCGCUGUGGUGGCUGGAGGGCCACCACAUGGAGCAUGCCGAUCCUGAUUCCAUUCUGUCAUGGGAGGACUGGAGCCCUGGCUGCACCGGAUGUCGAUGAGAUUAUCGUCGGGCCAAUACAUUCCAAGCUGCUGCCAUGGACGCCAGGCAGUAUCAGUGACAGUGAGCCCACGGAGGUGACGUUGCUGCCAGUCCUCGCCACGGGUUUACCCGCAAUGAGUAUGGAUGAUGAUGUUGUGUACCUGCUGUCCAAGGCAUGCUCCUCUGGUGAGAUGGAAGUGGUGAUUGCUGUUGACUCGAGGAAGAAGACGCUGCGAGGAGUGGGCAAGCUUGUUGCCGGAAAAGACUUCACUGACAUGCGCAACCUCACCACCAAGAUCUCCAAGUAUCUCAGUCUCAAUACGGCCGCAGAAUGACGAACGGAGGCAUCAACAAGAUAUUUCAUGAGCAAAACUAGCAGGAAAAAGAAACUGUUGCG
Messenger RNA from Triticum dicoccoides, 505 nucleotides. RefSeq lists its product as uncharacterized. The coding region runs from base 63 to 443 and encodes 126 amino acids. NCBI's taxonomy places the organism in Eukaryota, Viridiplantae, Streptophyta, Magnoliopsida, Poales, Poaceae. The transcript is spliced from 2 exons. The record is from RefSeq and is a predicted model, not a curated record.